Messenger RNA from Xiphophorus hellerii (green swordtail), 2080 nucleotides. RefSeq names its product small fragment nuclease (gene rexo2). The coding region runs from base 54 to 896 and encodes 280 amino acids. The transcript is spliced from 7 exons. The record is from RefSeq and is a predicted model, not a curated record. NCBI's taxonomy places the organism in Eukaryota, Metazoa, Chordata, Actinopteri, Cyprinodontiformes, Poeciliidae. Gene Ontology annotation, cellular component: mitochondrion. Gene Ontology annotation, molecular function: nucleic acid binding; 3'-5'-RNA exonuclease activity.
GCGGUGCGCUUUCCGUCUGUCUUAACCGGAAAGAAGAAGAAAAACUUUCUAGCAUGACCACUCUGUCACGGAACAUCGCGUGGACUUUAGCUAGGUUCAAACUGGGAUGCGGGAAGAAACCGUUUUUGUCUUCGUUCUUUUCCAGACACUGUUGUUCACACCGCAGUAAAGGAUCGCAGCAGCGCGCUGGAGCUGUCCUAAAGGGCUUUGUUUAUCCAGAAGCUGCUCUCAGCCGGUUUUCAUCACUUGGCUGCGUUUCAGCUGUUCAGUUGGACAGGAGAAUCAGCAUGUGUUCCAAGUCAAUGUCACACAGGAUGGUGUGGGUGGACCUGGAGAUGACAGGUUUAGAUGUUGAGAAGGACCAAAUCAUCGAAAUGGCCUGCAUCAUCACAGACUCUGAUCUGAACAUUAUAGCAGAGGGACCAUCCAUGAUCAUCAACCAACCAGACGAGCUUCUGGAUGGAAUGUCAGACUGGUGUAAAGAGCAUCAUGGAAAGUCAGGGCUGAUCCAGGCUGUCCAAAACAGUAAAAUGACCCUGGAACAAGCAGAGUAUGAAUUUCUGUCCUUUGUCAGGCAGCACACUCCACCUGGACAAUGCCCCCUUGCCGGCAACUCUGUGCAUGCAGACAAAAGGUUUCUGGACAAGUACAUGCCACAAUUCAUGUACCAUCUUCACUACAGAAUUAUUGAUGUCAGCACCAUCAAAGAGCUCUGCAGACGGUGGUUCCCAGAAGAAUUUAAGAUGGCACCUCAUAAGAGCGCAACCCACAGAGCCUUAGAUGACAUAAAGGAGAGUAUUAAGGAGCUGCAGUACUACAGAGCCUGCAUUUUCAAAGCACCAUCAGAGGAAAAGAAACACAAGAUUAUAGGAAAUAGUGGCAAUAAAAGGAGUUAGUUCAUGAAUGAGACUGUUGAAAUACUUUCAGUUUUAUUUUUGUUUUCUUGUUACAUUUCCCUCAAGAAGGGAUUUUUUUUUUUUAUUUAGUUUUUUUUUUUAUUUUAUCAGCAACACUUAGUACUACUGAAGUUUUGUUGGAGUGAAUAAAAUUCUAGAAAAGUUUCUUCAGAAAAAAAUUAUUUCAACAUAAAUAUAAUUUAGGCAGAAUCAUUCAGUAUUUUACUUUUUAUUUAAUUUGAAGAAACAGGCAUUCUGUAUCAUUGUUUCUAUAGAGUACAUUCAAGCUUUACAAGUGGUAUAUUACAAGCUAAGUUCAUGGUGAAAUUACCAAUCAAGUCCAGCGUUCCAGUAAUCAUCUAGAUUAUUCAGUAAGUUGGUUGGAGAGAUAAUGGCAACAUAAGCUUUAAAUGAAUGCAUUUUUCUUACAAGUCUCUGGAUUUGUACAUGUAAAUUGAGGGUUUUUCCAUUAGUUCCUGUUACUAUAUUGAGAAUAAGCCAAAGUGAUGUAUCUAAGCACCAUGUGGUUACGAUGGGUGUGGUUUCUGAGCUGGUGGUCACACAGAUAAAAACCUGAUGUGUUGUCAGCUGUCAAAAAGCAGACUGGUAGGCAAAAGCUUUCUGAUAUAUUGAAACAGCCUUUUGCCUGACAUUUUUGUGCAGUUUGCUUGUUAAUUGGGAUUUUCAUCUGAUGCAAACUUCCCCAGAUCAUUAAGAGAUCUCACAUGUAUUCACAUUUGCAAAACAGGGUGCGGCCUACCAAGUUGAUAACUUGCUUUUUGGUAUCACUGAUAAAAAAAAACAGGCUGUUGAUACGGCCUCAGCCCGUAUCAACAGGCUCAGGCGCCCUUUUGAUACUGGCGCCUCAGCACGGGAGGAACCACACAUGCUUGCAGAAACAAGAUGUCGCUCUGCUGCACCAUGUAACCUGUGAUGAAAUGAUUUGAUCUGAAUAACAACUUGAAUCCAUUUAUUGUUCUCCUGCAUGAGCAAGACUAACUCCUUUAACAAGGGAGAGGAGUAUCAUUCAUCAGCAGGCAAUAAAUCCACUUGUCAGUAACACGAGACAUUGACAUCAAGCUGGAAUAGAUGUUCCCUACAAGCAUUGACACACUGACAUGUUAUGCUGCUAGAUCUAACUGCUAUUAACUUCUGUUUCAAUAAAUUGAGGUGAAAAACAGUUA